This is a messenger RNA of Brassica napus (rape), 1537 nucleotides long. RefSeq names its product transcription factor MYBS3-like. Gene Ontology annotation, biological process: response to auxin; response to gibberellin; response to ethylene. Gene Ontology annotation, molecular function: DNA binding. The record is from RefSeq and is a predicted model, not a curated record. NCBI's taxonomy places the organism in Eukaryota, Viridiplantae, Streptophyta, Magnoliopsida, Brassicales, Brassicaceae. The transcript has 3 exons. Bases 236 to 1342 code for a protein of 368 amino acids.
AGAAGAUAAGAUAUAAAUAAAUAAAAAGCUUUAUAUAAAUAGUAAACUAAAACACGGAUUAAAACGUAAGAUCCCCCAUAAUCCUCUCGGUCUUUCUUCUUUCCAUAAUAAAAAUCAAAAACAAAAUUACACAUCUCUCUAUCGAACUUGUUGUAUAUACGCAAAAACCUAUGUACGGAGGAGCUUUUAUUACAGAUUAAAGUGUUUUGGCUUUUUGUGUUGUGUGUUUGUGCGGAUGACUCGUCGGUGUUCGCAUUGUAGCUACAAUGGGCAUAACUCCCGCACGUGCCCGACUCGUGGGGGUGGUGGCGGCACGUGCGGUGGAAACGGAGGAGGAUCUGCUUCUUCCUCCUCCUCUGCUGCCGUGAAGCUGUUCGGCGUGAGGUUAACGGAUGGGUCGAUUAUCAAGAAGAGUGCGAGUAUGGGUAACCUCUCUGCAUUGGCCGUGCACCACCGUUUGUCUCCUUUGGCGACGGGUAAUCAUAACGACUCGCCGUUGUCGGAUCAUGGGAGGUACUCUAGUCAAGAGAACGGAGGGUAUUUGUCGGAUGAUCCAGGUCAUGGUUCUGGGUCUAUCCACCACCGUCGUGUGGAGAGGAAGAGAGGCGUUCCUUGGACGGAGGAGGAGCACAGGCUAUUCUUAGUGGGUCUUCAGAAGCUAGGAAAAGGAGAUUGGCGUGGUAUUUCAAGAAAUUAUGUAACUUCAAGAACUCCAACACAAGUGGCUAGUCAUGCUCAAAAGUAUUUCAUCCGCCAUACUUGUUCCACCCGCAGGAAAAGACGUUCUAGCCUCUUCGACAUGGUUACCGAUGAAAUGGUAACCGAUCCAUCGCCAACGCAGGAAGACCAAACCUUAAUCAAGGAGCCUGAAAACAAAACCUACCUUCCUUCACUUGAGCUCAAACUCAACAAUGCUACAGAAUCUGAAGUGGUGCCACCAGUGGAGCAACCUGAGGAAGUCAUAGAGCCACCAAACGCUAUUUCACCAAUGCUAGUCCCAGGCAGCUUCUUUCCUCCUUGCUUUCCAGUCACUUACACGAUUUGGCUCCCUGCGACUUCCUCUUCACUUCAAGGAACAGAUCACACCUUAGAAGUCUCAGCUUCUUCUCAGCAGCAUCAGGUCCUAAAACCAAAACCUGGUUUUGCUAAAGAACGGGCCAACAUGGACGAGCUGGUCGGUCUGUCUCAGCUUAGCAUAGGAAUGGAGACAAGUCAUGAAACCGAGACUCCCAUGUCUCUGAAACUAAUAGGAGAGCCGUCAAGGCCAUCUGCGUUUCACUCGAAUGGCUCAGUUAGUGGCUCGGGUUUGAGCAAAGGCAGCAGCGCGAUUCAGGCGACCUGAAAAAAAAAUAUACUUGUUGGUGAUUCAAGAAACGAAGAUGUGGAAGGUCCUGGCCGGAUUAAACCAGAGGAUGUUCUUGGUUUUAGGAGGAAACAAACCAAGACAAGCGCUUAGAGACCAACAGUACUUUACAAAGAAAGAACAUAUCAAACUGUAACAAUAGAUUUACCAAAGAGUUAAACACGUUACCCAGCA